AUGUCUUCUAGUCAGCCAGUAAAAAAAGGCAAGGACUCAGAUACUUCAAGGAGCACUACUUCUGUUUCCGUGACAUUUCCUCGACCUCUAUUUCCACCAUCACAGCAGAGACCUUUGAGGUUUAGCAGAUCUGCUAUGACUGGCUCUGGGAAGAGUUCCGGAGGACGAGCCACUGUAGCUGCAUCAUAUCCACCAGCUCGCACUGAUAUGCAGAGGAGAGAUUCUUCUAGGUUACCACCGAGACAGGGAGUAGCCAUACGGUUCGGUGUGGAGAGUAAUACCCCGACACAUCCACCUUCGAGAUCACAGACUCGUACCGCGACAAGAGUUUUUGCUGUGACAGAAGAUGAGGCACGGGUCCGACUUGGAGCAGUGACAGCACCUGCUGCUGAACAAACCGAGACUCCUCCACAUCCUUCGCCUCCUCCGCUACCUACUAGUAUUCCUGCCAUGCCUCUUAAGGCAAAUCAGGCAUUGGCAACCUUUUUUACUACUAUUGCUAACCAGGCUCAGGCUGGUCAAGCUCUUCCUACAGUUCCUCCAACUGCUCUUUCAGUACCACCACCCCCACCUUCUGUCCCACCACCAAUGCUGGAUGUUUCUAAUUCUAAGAAGUUUAAAGAGGCUAGGCAACAUGAUCUUAUGGGAGCUAUAGGAACUCCUGAUCCCAGUAAUCCACUUCCUUGUUAA
Molecule: messenger RNA, 690 nt
Organism: Theobroma cacao (cacao)
Lineage: Eukaryota; Viridiplantae; Streptophyta; Magnoliopsida; Malvales; Malvaceae
Source: RefSeq, a predicted model, not a curated record